AUGCAAACAAUAAAAGAUAUCACGCAAAACGCAAUCCUGCGCAUCAGCGACGAUAAAACUCUACAGCUCAUCGAACUGUACAAAAAGGAAGAAUGCCUUUGGAACACCCACACUGCCGUCUACAAGAACAGAUUCAAACGUCAGGAAGCUGCCGAGAGGAUUGCAAAGGCUCUCGACAUCAAACACUUCAACGCGCGCCACGUUAUUAUCAAGUUCAAGAAUUUACGUAAUUCGUACUGCCAAGAGCUCAAAAAGAUCGCCGCCACCGCUGCAAACGGUGAGGGGAACACCUACAAGCCGAAAGUGUUCUGGUUCAACACGAUGGACUCGUUCAUCCGCCCCCAUUUGAACCAGACCCGGGAACUGAAGUUGAAAAUGGACAAUCGAACGAGUUCGGUCGGGGACGAUCAAUCCAGUGUGUUCAUAAAGAAGGAACCGGAGGCGGAGAAAUGGGUGCAGAUGACUGAUCCAGAGGACGUGAUCGUUCCCGAUACUAUAAAGGAGGAACCGGAGGCGCAGGAAUGGGUGCAGAUGACUAAUCCAGAGGACGUGAUCGUUCCCGAUACUAGCAAAUCGAGGGAUAAUUUUUCUGGUAGCGAAUAUGAAGAGUCCCUUGAGUGUGGACUUGCAAAGCCUUUGGGGCAUAAUGAAUUUGGGAAAAAGCGGAAAUUUGACGACUUGCACAAUGAAUCUCUUGCUGUUACAUUGAGAGAUAUAAAUACUCAAUUACAUGUGUUGACAAAUCAGCGAGACGACUGUUUCGACAGCUUCGGUAAGUAUAUAUCGUCAAUGCUGAGAAGUAUGCCAAUGCAGAAAGCCCUGGAGUUGCAGCCGAAGAUUGUGGCUUUAAUCACCUCGGUUGGGAUUAGUAAUAACGAAGGUCGGAUCAGCCAGUCUCAUGAGAACUGUAGUUAA
This is a messenger RNA of Parnassius apollo (apollo), 915 nucleotides long. Lineage: Eukaryota; Metazoa; Arthropoda; Insecta; Lepidoptera; Papilionidae. The record is from the annotation of a GenBank genome assembly.